This is a messenger RNA of Mytilus californianus (California mussel), 1420 nucleotides long. RefSeq names its product acidic mammalian chitinase-like. NCBI's taxonomy places the organism in Eukaryota, Metazoa, Mollusca, Bivalvia, Mytilida, Mytilidae. Gene Ontology annotation, molecular function: chitin binding; chitinase activity. The record is from RefSeq and is a predicted model, not a curated record. Gene Ontology annotation, biological process: carbohydrate metabolic process; chitin catabolic process. Gene Ontology annotation, cellular component: extracellular region. The transcript is spliced from 10 exons. The coding region runs from base 42 to 1250 and encodes 402 amino acids.
CGGUUAUUAGAAAGAACGACUGAAAUCGACGCUACAGGAUUAUGUUCGGCUAUAUUGUUUUGAUUCUACUUUUAUCAGAAGCCACUGCAAGUUAUAAAAGAGUAUGCUACUUUACAAACUGGGCCCAGUAUCGUAAUGGAAUCGGAAAGUACAAGGCCAACAAUGUAGAUCCGUUUCUAUGCACGCACGUGGUCUAUGCCUUCGCCAAGGUCGAAUCCAAUAACAUCAAACCAUAUGAAUGGAAUGAUCUUAGUUCAUGGAAACAAGGUCAGUAUGAAAUGAUGCACGAUGUAAGAAGUAAAAAUCCUGACUUAAAACUACUGUUAGCUGUUGGAGGAUGGAAUCAUGGUACUAAACCAUUUACCAGUAUGGUGGCAAACCAAACAAAUAUAGAUGCAUUCGCUACAAAUUCAAUAAAAUUCCUUCGGCAAAAUGGUUUUGAUGGUCUUGACUUAGAUUGGGAAUAUCCUGCCAACAGAGGGAGCCCUCCAGAGGACAGACAGAGAUUUACUUCUCUAGUUAAGACAUUACGAACAAAAUAUGACAGUGAAUAUUUAAGAAAUGGUAGUUCUCGUCUGUUGUUAACAGCAGCAGUGGCAGCCAGUAAACCGGAAAUACAGACUGCGUACGAAAUCAGCAAAAUAGCAGGAUAUUUGGACUUUAUAAAUCUAAUGGCGUUUGACAUGAAUAGUGAUUUUUAUAAUGGAACACAAUGUAAUACUCCACUAUAUAAAUCACAAACUCCAUACGAGGCUAAUAAUGUGGAUUUUGCUGUUAAAAUGUGGUUAAAUGGCGGUACUCCGAAAGAAAAACUUGUAUUAGGUAUGGCAACAUAUGGAAGGUCUUUUGUAUUGAAUAAUACAUCUGAGACAGGAUUGGGUGCUCCUACUGAUGGCCAGGGUACUGCAGGUUUAACCACAAAAGAAAAGGGAUUCUUAUCAUAUUAUGAGAUCUGCUAUGACAUAAUGUAUCAGAAUUGGACAGAAGUUUGGCUUGAUGAACAGAAAGUACCAUAUGCCUACCAUGAUAACCAAUGGAUCUCCUUCGAAACUCCGAAAAGUAUUGCCAUUAAAACAAAAUAUAUUAUGGACCUAGGUUUAGGAGGAGGUAUGAUGUGGGCAUUAGAUCUAGAUGACUUCCAUGGCGUUUGUGGGCAAGGCAAAAACCCUUUAAUUAAAACAAUGAAAGAUGUUUUCAGUGGAAAACCAGGACUCGAUUUUGUACCAACUGUACUACCAGUUGUUGGAUAAUAUCAUUAGACAUGAUGUCAAUAAUACUAGGGAGACACAGAUAGUAAAUGUGACACUACAUUGUAAAUAAUAAAAAUUAACUAUUAAUCAUUUUUUUAAAGAUGGACAUUUUUGUGAUCAAUUACUUGCUAUAUAAGUUUUUAGUGACUGCAAUAAAAAGCCAGAACGCA